GGGGAAGUGGGGAGGGAAUUGUUGAUCUUGUCCAUGGUUGCACUAGUGCAUAGAUGCUUUGUUCAUAUUCAAGGAUUCCACUACUUGCUAGGAACUGAAACAUCUAUGGCAUGAAGUAAUUAGUCAGAUUACUGAUGAUUUAUUGCUUAUUCGGUGCCAGACACUGUGUUAAGUGCCUUAUAUGCAUUAUUUAUUUUAUUCUUCAUAGUCACACUACUGGUGUAUCCCAUUUUACAGAUGAGGAAUCAGGCUCAGAAAUGUUAUGUAAUUUUCCUGAGGUCCUAUAGCUAGUAGUUGGUGGGCCUAUGACUUUAAUCCAAAUCUAUUUGGCAGCAAAAUUUAGUCUUAACCACUAAAUUAAAUUGACACCUGUGUGUUGGAGCAAGUCAUUUAGUUAGUGCAGAAAUUCUUAACCCUGGCCACACCUUAGAAAUCCACAUGAGUUUUAAAAAACAAAACGUAGUCUCUGGACCCCACCGCUUAAACUGGUCUGGAAUGGGGCCUAGGCUUCAGGAUUUUGUAAGCUCUCCAGGUGAUUCUAGAGUUCAUCCAGGGGUGAGAACCACUGAGCUAGUGAAUUAGAAUUUACAUCUUAAUAUGGCCUUAUUUAAAUUAAUUUUAGAGGGAGGAAUAAAUUAUACGCUAUGGUGGUUUUUGGGAAUUGGUGGAUUCUCUAAGUCCCAUCAUAUAUCCUUCAUAAAUAUUGAGGCUCUGGUAUUCCUGUGGAUAUGAAUUUAGUCUUAGUGAACUAAAUGAACUAUAAUUUUGAGUUUAUCAGCAAGGGUGCCAAAUGCAAUAGAAUUGUGUCUAUAGGAAGGGUGUAUGGAAGAUAGGGAGGUGUUUAGUUUGCUAUCUUUAUACACGGAUAGCUGGUGAUUCAUUUAAUAGCUCAUUGGUUGCCAUUCUUUAUGUUCUGUUACUGUCUACUUCAUCUUAUGUCAGAGGAAUUAUAAAAUUAGUAGAGAUUUUUGCCUUAAAAAUUGAUGUCUGUUCAUAAACAUGGACUUAAUACAGAUUAUAGACUAUCGAGAAAGAAGGUGGAAGUAUUGUUCUUGUGGAAGUAUCAUUCUUUUGCAAGUGUGGAAAGCUUUCUAAGAAGUCCACGAAUAUGAAUUUCAACCGUAUGUCAAAUGGUCAGGUGUUCAGAUCAUUGAGACUGAAACUGAAUAGCACCAUCAUAAGAUGUAAAUUCUGGGAUACAACAAUAAAUCUCAAAUCUUACUAAACAUUUUUCAUAAUUGUAUUACGUUUUAGUAGUCAGAUUUUGAAAGUUUGAAGUUUUAGUGUAGGAAAAUACUUUGUCAACACUGUCAGCUGCUAGACUGCUCCUGUGGGCACUCUUACAUAUACAUGAUAUCGAAUAGACACCCAUCUUCAGCUGGCACAGUUAAUCCCAUCAGUAACGUUUUUGGACAGAGCAGAAUGUAAUUCAGAAAUAUUUUCGGUAGGUUAUUUUUAGAAGGAACCUUGUACCUGGGAUUCAUAGCUUGGGCAAGCCUCAGAUAUCCUUUGUCUUCAGCUACUUAAAAUUAAUGGCAACCUAUAGUGAUAUUUUGACAAGUUUUUUGUUUAAAUUUUUAGCAUCCAUAGACUCAAAACGAUAAGGCAUUAUCUUCUUAAAGCACUUUUGUAGUCUGUUCUGAAAUUUGAUUAGUGAGUAUAAAAUAUGUUUUGGGUGUUUCAUUUUUUUCUUAACAUUUUGUUUUCUCCAUACUCUGUAGUCUUUAUUAUUGUCUUGAAGAUGAUUUCUCAUAGAUGCUGUUUACUGUGGUUUUGGAAUUUUUUUGCCUCAAAAAAUUGCUGUGACAGAGUUGGCAUUUUUUUAAUUCAUCCUCACAAGAUGUGGAGUAUUACCAAAUAUGACUUUAUAUUGAAAGACUACAAAUUAAAUGCAGUUCUUAAAGGUUAUUUAAUUUGUAAUAAAUGCUGCAAAACAAUUCCAUAAAGUUAGAAUUAGGAUAUAAUCUAAUUUCUGUUAUUAAGCCAUGAGUUAUUUAAAUUUUUUAAAUAUUUGGCUCAAAUAGCAUAUAUAGUUAUUUAUAAAGCUAAUCUAGCUAAUAUGCUCUCUUCAUAUUCAUAUGAUUAGUUAAUAUAUUUAACUGUUUGGAAGUUCUUAAUUGUUUUUUGAACAUAAAAAUCAUUUAACUGAAGUGUUUACUGUUACAAUAGUAAGUACACAUUUAUACUUAAACUGAUAGAAUUUCAGUUUGUAAAGCUCAAAAAGAGAUUUUCGCUUGAAUGUUACAUCUAGAAUGUUUUUACCUUUAUUUGAAAGUGAAUAUUCAGAUGUUAUUAGCAGUUCAAAAUGCAUGUCUUGUUCACAUUGCAGAUGUCGUGUAGAUUAGGUAUAGUGGUAACUACAUGAACUAUGUAUUUAUUGGUCACACACACAAGUUCAAGUAUGCUAGAAAUGGUGCUGAAGUAGACAGUUGGCUGUUCAGCCUUCUGAAGACCAGGGCCAAAGCCAGAAAGCAGAUUUUGGCCAAGCAUAGAGCUGAAACCAAACUGUGGUAAAUUCCUACUUUCUAUGCUUGUUGAGAUCAUACAAAGUAUUCUCUUUGAUCAAAUAUGAUUAUCAGUUGUGGAGUUUAAACUUUGUUCAAAGUUCUUCAUGAAUUAGGAAGUAUCUUUUAUAUAGUGACUAACACCUCCCUCCCCACAGUAAAAUCUGAUCCUUAAUGUAAAAUAAUAGGAAGAUUAGAAAGAUUACUGAAAUUAACGUGCCUCUUCUACAUGUGGACUAUGCCAGAUACUCUAAGUAGUAUUAAAAGACUUUAUCUAGGCGUUGGAGCACUUCCUUUUGAUAGGGAGACAAUAAUUGAAAGACAGUAUAUGGUUAAAUGUGUUCAGACACCAUUCUAAGUGCUUUACAUGUAUUAUCUCAAUCUCAUUUAAUCUUCAUAACAGGCUAGGAGUUUGGUCUUUUUCUUAUCCCUAUUUUAAACUGUAAAUUAAGUUAAAUGAUUUACCUAAGGUCACACAGCUAGUAAGUUGUGGAGGCAGGAUGUGAAUUUAGGCAGUCUAAAAAUCUGUUGCUUCUCUUAUGAGACGAGUUCAAAGAUGGAGCCCAAGUUUUGUGGUGCGAUGGAAGAAGGAAAGGAUACACCAGGGGUUUGCAUGAUUAGGAGUGAGGUGCAUCAGGAGUGAGAUCCAGUUUAUUUAAAACUGGAUGUAUUUGGCAGCUCUUCACCUGUCAUGAGUGAAAAAGUGACCUUCCUUCCUCAUCUAUGGUGCUGUUUGCCUUUAGAAGAUGAUAUGAAAACUCCACCUGUGUUGAAUUCCCUCCAAAAUUCAGUUCUGGUAGUGGCACCAAUGAAGAACCUUUGGAGUCUUUAACACAUGUACUGGAACUGGCAUAAGCCCCUCCAUACAAGAUAAUGGCCCAACAAACGAAUAUCGGGGAGCUCCUCUCCAUGCUGGACUCCUCCAAGCUGGGUGUGCGAGAUGAGAUAACAGCUGUCUUUAAAGAGAACCUCAAUUCCGACCGAGGUCCUAUGCUUGUAAACACAUUGGUGGAUUAUUACCUGGAAACCAAUUCACAGCCAGUAUUGCACAUCCUGACAACAUUGCAAGAGCCACAUGAUAAGCACCUCUUGGACAAGAUUAACGAACAUGUGGGCAAAGCCACCACUCGUUUAUCCAUCCUCUCUCUCUUGGGGCAUGUGAUACGACUGCAGCCAUCAUGGAAGCACAAGCUCUCUCAAGCACCUCUUUUGCCUUCUUUACUAAAAUGUCUCAAGACUGACACCGAUGUAGUAGUCCUCACAACAGGGGUUUUAGUGUUGAUAACCAUGCUACCAAUGAUUCCACAGUCCGGGAAACAGCACCUUCAUGACUUCUUUGAUAUUUUUGGCCGUCUUUCAUCCUGGUGCCUGAAGAAGCCAGGCCAUGUGACAGAAAUCUAUCUUGUCCAUCUCCAUGCCAGUGUUUAUGCUUUCUUUCAUCGCCUUUAUGGAAUGUACCCUUGCAACUUUGUCUCCUUUCUACGUUCUCACUACAGUAUGAAGGAAAACUUGGAGACCUUUGAAGAAGUGGUCAAGCCAAUGAUGGAGCAUGUGCGAAUUCAUCCGGAAUUAGUGACUGGAUCCAAGGACCAUGAACUGGACCCUCGAAGGUGGAAGAGAUUAGAAACUCAUGAUGUUGUAAUAGAGUGUGCCAAAAUCUCCCUGGACCCUACAGAAGCCUCAUGUGAAGAUGGCUAUUCUGUGUCUCACCAAAUCUCAGCACGCUUUCCUCAUCGUUCAGCUGAUGUCACCACCAGCCCUUAUGUUGACACACAAAAUAGCUAUGGGAGUGCUACUUCUACCCCUUACUCCACUUCUCGGCUGACGUUAAAUACGCCAGGGCAGCUACCUCAGACUCUGAGUUCCCCAUCAACACGGCUGUUAACUGAGCCGCCACAAGCUACUCCUUGGAGCCCAUCUAUGGUUUGUGGUAUGACCACUCCUCCAACUUCUCCUGGAAAUGUCCCACCUGAGUUGUUACACCCUUACAGUAAAGUCUUUGGUACAACUGCAGGUGGAAAAGGAACCCCUCUGGGAACCCCAGCCACCUCUCCUCCUCCAGCCCCACUCUGCCAUUCGGAUGACUACGUGCACAUUUCACUCCCGCAGGCCACAGCCACACCCCUCAAGAGGGAAGAGAGAACAGAUUCUGCAAGGCCAUGUCUACACAGACAGCACCAUCUUCCUAAUGACAGAGGAUUAGAAGAGAUACCUGGCAGCAAAGGUUCUGUCACUCUAAGUGAUCUUCCAGGGUUUUUAGGUGAUCUGGCCUCUGAAGAAGAUAGUGUUGAAAAAGAUAAAGAAGAAGCUGCAAUAUCUAAAGAACUUUCUGAGAUCACUACAACAGAUGCUGAGCCUGUGGUUCCCCGAGGUGGGUUUGACUCGCCUUUCUACCGAGACAGUCUCCCAGGUUCUCAGCGGAAGACCCAUUCAGCAGCCUCUAGUACGCAAAGUGUUAAUGUGAACCCUGAGCCUUUAAACUCCUCCCUGGACAAGCUUGGGCCUGACACACCAAAGCAAACCUUUACUCCCAUAGACCUGCCCUGUGGAGGUACUGAUGAAAGUCCUGUUGGGACCAGGGAACGCCAGACUUCUUUGGAGACGAGUAUCCUCACUCCCAGCCCUUGUAAAAUUCCACCUCAGAGGGGAUUGGGGUUUGGAAGUGGACAGCCUCCCCCAUAUGAUCAUCUUUUUGAGGUGGCAUUGCCAAAGACUGCCCAUCAGUUUGUCAGCAAGAAGACCGAGGAACUAUUAAAAAAAGCAAAAGGAAAUGCAGAGGAAGAUUACGUGCCCUCUACCUCCCCAAUGGAAGUACUGGAUAGACUGAUACAGCAGGGAGCAGAUGCACACACCAAGGAGCUUAACAAGUUGUCUUUACCCAGCAAGUCUGUCGACUGGACCCACUUUGGAGGCUCUCCUCCCUCAGAUGAAAUCCACACCCUCCGUAACCAGCUGCUUUUACUGCACAACCAGUUACUCUAUGAGCGUUUUAAGAGGCAGCAGCACGCUGUCCGGAAUAGGCGGCUCCUCCGUAAGGUGAUCCGUGCGGCAGCUCUGGAGGAACACAAUGCUGCUAUGAAAGAUCAGUUGAAGUUACAAGAGAAGGACAUCCAGAUAUGGAAGGUUAGUCUGCAAAAAGAACAAGCCAGAUACAGUCAGCUUCAGGAGCAGCGUGAUACUGUGGUAGCCCAGCUCCAUAGCCAGAUCAGACAACUGCAACAUGACCGAGAAGAAUUCUACAACCAGAGCCAGGAAUUACAGACAAAGCUGGAGGACUGCAGGAACAUGAUUGCAGAGCUGCGGAUAGAAUUAAAGAAAGCCAACAACAAGGUGUGUCACACCGAGCUGCUGCUCAGUCAGGUUUCUCAAAAGCUCUCAAAUAGUGAGUCGGUCCAACAGCAGAUGGAGUUCUUGAACAGGCAGCUAUUAGUUCUUGGGGAGGUCAACGAGCUAUACUUGGAACAACUGCAGAACAAGCAUGCAGACACCACAAAGGAGGUAGAAAUGAUGAAAGCUGCUUAUCGGAAAGAACUAGAAAAAAAUAGAAGUCACGUUCUCCAGCAGACUCAGAGACUCGAUGCCUCUCAGAAACGGAUUUUGGAACUGGAAUCUCAUCUGGCCAAGAAAGACCACCUUCUUUUGGAACAGAAGAAGUACCUAGAGGAUGUCAAACUCCAGGCAAGAGAACAGCUGAAGGCUGCAGAGAGCAGGUAUGAGGCUCAGAAAAGGAUUACCCAAGUAUUUGAAUUGGAGAUCUUAGAUUUAUAUGGCAGGUUGGAGAAAGAUGGCCUUCUGAAAAAACUUGAAGAAGAAAAAACAGAAGCAGCUGAAGCAGCAGAAGAAAGGCUUGACUGUUGUAAUGAUGGCUGCUCAGAUUCAGUAGUAGGGAACAAUGAAGAGACAUACGGCCACAACGGUGAGACCAAGAUCCCCAGACCUGGCAGUAGUGGAAGUAGAGGAGGCGGAGGAAGCAGCAGCAGCAGCAGUGAGAUUUCUACUCCAGAGAAACCUCCAAACCAGAGGGCAGGCCCAUUCAGCAUUCGGUGGGAAACUGCCAUGGGAGAGCCCUCUACCAGCAUCCCUAUGACUGUUGGCUCACUUCCCAGUUCAAAAAGCUUUCUGGGCAUGAAGGCUCGAGAGUUAUUUCGUAAUAAGAGUGAGAGCCAGUGUGAUGAGGACGGCAUGACCAUCAGUAGCCUUUCAGAGACCCUAAAGACAGAACUGGGCAAAGACUCAGGCGUGGAAGCCAAGACUCCCCUGAACCUAGAUGGCCCGCACCCAUCUCCCCCAAACCUGGACAGUGUUGGACAGCUUCAUAUCAUGGACUAUAAUGAGACUCAUCAUGAACACAGCUAAGGAUGAUGGUCGAUCAGUGUUAACUUUCAUAUGUUGGCAUAGAACAGGAAGUGUGAAUGCACGUUUCAAAGCUUUCCUAUUUCCAGGGUCUGAGUGGCUAGCUCAUGCAGUGGAAAUGAGAUGGGGGUCCUUUUGACAAUUGACUGAAUGCAGAACGUUUUUUGGAUCUGGCAUUGAAAUGCCUCUUAACCUUUCCCUUGACCCACCCCCAAACCUCUCUUUUAUACCUAGCAGUGUACUAAUCCAAGGGCCAGUUUGCAUUCCUCAGUAGCUUUAAUUCCUUCCUUUUCCCCCAGAUGGUUGCGUCCUUUGAACCUGUGCAAUAUGAGGCCAAAUUCAGUCUUUGAGUCUAACACACCACUUUCUGCUUUCCUGAAGCUCAGAUAACUUGGUUAGCUCUCGGUUAGACCAGGUAGUUGGUGGUAUUGCAGGUAAGCCUGGUUUUGUUCCUUUCCCGGAGGUAGUCUACAAAGCUGAUCUUCCCAUGAAAGCUUUUACAUGAGACUUUUCCACUGCUUUUUGGUUCUGAAGUUCAGCAUCUAAAGCAGCACAUCUAGAAAAACAAUGGUUUAUUCACCCUUACGUUCUUUUGGCGGUUCUGAUAAGCUUCCUAGAAAGCUUUGUGUGAACAGAUGUCUGCUGUUUCACAGAUCCAGAGCUGGCACUGUGGAGACCAUAUUUACUUACCCUUUGGGAAAGCUCUGUUCUCCCUGCCCCCACUACCUCUUAUUUAUUUGGUGUUUGCUUGAAAGCUGGUACUGUUCUGACCACCGGCUGGCAGUAUAGGUGGAUGAAACCUGCUCUCUGCAGGAGGGAGGGAGUGGUAAUUGAAAAGUUACCCUGGAAGCACUUGUGUAAGAGUAACUGCAUCUCCGAGCAGGUCUUGUGUUAGCUGAGCCUUUUGGCUAAACUCCUGUUUCCCUCCCUUUGUGUUCAUACUCGCCUCUUGUUUAUGUCAGCUUCUUGGCUAACACUGCAGCAGAAAGGCUUGGAAGUUCCAAAGAAUUUCUUCAGUGUUUUAUGUGACCAUUGUUUCUCAGGCUGUUAGAGUUGCCUCACUGUAGUAGGUUCUAAGCCACCAAAAAGGUAACAGCUUUUUCGCACCAAUUCAAACUUUCAGGGGCCUACUAUCCAGGGAGCUUAUUGCUGUUAAACUCCUAUGUGUUAGUAAUGGCAGAGCAUUUUAAAGGGAAGUCUGGGAAAAUGCUGACAAAGGCUGACUGCUGUGUGCCCACUGGGGUGCCCACACACGCUCAGGAGACACCAGUCAGAACACUGACGGCAGAGAACCCAAAUCCAACAAAUGCUCCUGAAAUAAAUGCUAGAAGCCUAAGAAUUGUUGCCUGGUAUUCCAGCUGAGGUAAGAAGAGACUUGAUAGAGAAGAGCUAGUGAACUGGGUUUUCCUUUUUCUGUUCUUCCAGUAAAAAGAAUAGAAGGGGUCGGCCAUGAAGAGGUCAAAGACAAAUUGUAAUGGUACGAAAUCUUACUGCAUACAGACGCUUCCAGCAUAUGAGGGUAAAAGUCUUUUUUUUUUUUUUAAAGUGUGGCAAUAAAUAUUCUCGGAUCCCUAACCAAAGGGAGCUAGACAACUAGGGACUCCAUAUCACCAUGACUAUACUGGCAGACCUUCUGGGGAUGGAUUUUUGGGUGUGACUGAGUGAUUCCCAGCCUAUGGGAGGGAAUGUACCUGGCUUCUGUCAGCCCAGCACAGGGGCAGGAACUACCACUAGAUGGCCCAGUGUGAAGUAGUAACGAUGCCACACGUUUAAGUCAACUUUGUCCAAAGGAAAGCUUAAAAUCCAAUAUGUGUAGCUUUCUAGUUCAGUUUUAGAAAAGAAGAACACGAACAAAUUCAGAAAGAAAAAAUGUUACAGGAUAACUAUUGAAGCUGGCUUUAAAUGCUUUCUCCAUCCCCAAGCACAAGAGAAAUGUGCCACAGAACAAAGAUACUAGGCACUAAGUCAAACUUUUCCCCUGACUAACUGGCAAGGAAAGGAGGCCAGUGUAAGAAAAAAAAUAAUCUUUCAGGUGGGCAGACUGUAAAGAUAAUAAGGAAGAAAGGAGGCAGCACAGUAAGAUGGAGUGGGGGCUAGGCUGGAAGCCUCUUGGCAGGGCUCUGUGCUUUAAGACCUUGGCGUGUCCCUUCAGCCUAGGCAUCUGUCUGCUCAGCUUUAAGACCUAGGUUAUCUCCACCUCAAGUUCCUUUGAGUUCUAGGAAUCCAUGGGUUUUAUUCAACUGAGGUUGGGGAAUUUACACCUGGAGUCAUGUUGAAGCUAGUCAACCUAAAAAUUUGGGCUUUAUGUGGUGAAGGACUCAAUAGUAAGGUUUUGUUUUGAUUUGUCUUGAAAGUGAUAAACCUGCCAAGAAUCAGUGGAUCACUUGAUCAUGCUACAGCAGGUAUUGUUAAGGAUGGAAAGGUGAUGUUAGCCGAACUUCUGAGAGACAGUGCAGGACUGGGAAGAGGCAGGGCAGAGGUAUUAGGACAAUUAGCACAGAUCCUGUCUUGAAUCUGAUUAAGCAGUAUGGUAUUCGUACGUGUUGGAAUUGGAUAGCCUCCACCCCAAAGUCACCACGAGCAGACUUAACCAUCUGAGCGUUGUUUGGCCGGUGUGCAUAACCUACUCUGAUUCCCACCCUAACACUAACCAGGGUCAGCACAGACCCUGAGAAGAGUGGAGUCUGCUGCUUGUCCAGCACAAAAUUUAUUGAAAAAGGAGCACUACAAUAUUAUUUUGGGAUUGGGAUUGGGGGUGGGGGUGGGAAGCGAGGGGGAAUAGGGACAUGAUAGCAUGGUCUCCAUAGAGAAAGUGAGUUCUGAUUCCACGAGCAGUAAAUGAGCACAUGGAUCUCUAUCAGGUAUAACUUUUAUAGACUAUAAUAAAGCUUCUGACAAGGUUCUGCCGUAAAGACUAUAAAAAAGGUUAUAAUGGGAUUGAAGAGAGAUUCUGGUCAUGAAUAAGAAAACUGACUUAAAACCAAAGGUAGGAGAUAAGGUAUUUUUUGGAUCAAGAGGUUUUAAAAGAUAAAUACUAGAAACCAGCCUUAUUAAAGCAGGUGGGUAUAGAGUGACCUCUGUAGGUGUGUUGACAAUACUUGUUCAGGAGAGAAAACUGCAUAAGCUUUGGGAAUAAGCUGGAGAAGGUUCUUAUGUGGUUCUAUGAGUGGAAAAAGAAAUAAUAAGCUUCUUUGUGAGCCAGAGUAUAUGUGAUGUGUUAGGGGGAAAUAGUCCAAACUAUUCUUGAAAUGUAAGCUGUUACAAUCCAAAAAAAGGUUCUGGAAACCACUGACAGAAAAAAUUCACCCACCAUGCCAGCAAAUCACUGUGCAUGACAAGGACAGCAGGAAACAAAACCCCAGACUCUAGGCCACCCCCACUGGCAACACCACUUGCGGUUUUUGUCAAGAAAGACAAAACUCUAGCAACUGUUUAUAGAAGGAUGAAUAAAAUUAUUAUGGGGAUAAAAGGAUCUCUGUGAGGUAUGCCACAGAGGUUCAGACUAUUAGUUAAAAUUGGGUAUGUGUUUCUGUGUAGAAGAUGUUAACUGAAAUGUGCUACAACUAGCCAAUGUGAAUUUUCACCAAAUACUAGAACAUACCACUUGAAGCCAGAAAGGAAGAACCGAGGAACAAAUGAAAGUACUACGUGAAGGUAUAAGAAUUUUCUGAGAGCACUAAGAGGUGGUACACGCUGACAGUGUGAAUAGGUUUAAGAGGGUUAAAGUGAAGGCUCAGUCCAGGAACUGCAGCAGAGGUGGGGUGCCUCCUACCUUUUGAGGAGACUCCCAGAGAGGCCAGCCCUCUCUUCAUACAGUGGUCCUGGGAAGAAGCAUGGGCCCACCCAGGAGAGUAUGCCUCACUUGGGGAAGAAAGCUGCCCUUUGUGGAAUGAUCUAAGUCAGCACAGCUGACUCGGCUGCGUUUUUCACUCUUCAGGGUACAUGCUUUAAAAUUGACCGGCAGUGAGUACUGAGAAAUGUAUGCAGUCUGAAGAUGUCUGUGUAUCUGUUUACAUCCAGAGUUCUGUGACACAUACCGCACCAACCCAAAACACUGUCAAGUAAUUGAUUGCACUUCAUUAAGCUUAUCUCUAUAGGUAAAAGAACAGGUUUAGGUGGGGACUGGCCUCUAGGCUGCUGCUGUGCCCUGUGUCCCAAUGUGGCUCAUUUCCCUGUCCACUGCCUCACUGAUGUGCCCAGGGGGAGUGGUGUUUCCAUCUUUUCCAUACUGACCUGCAGUCUGUACAUGCUAACCUGAAAGAAGAGUAGCUGUAGCUACAAGGGAAACCUGACUGGGAUAGUUGAGCACCUACACCCACGACCGCUCUUGGCCUUGGAACGAGUUAAUGAAGGCAGAGGAGCUUUCUUCGCCACUUCCCGUAGCAGAAUGCGCCGUGCCGCAUACUCAUCCACUCUCUGGGAUAAAUAGGCUGGUUUAACCAUUGGAAUAGAUUGUUUAGAGGAGACCCCUGAGAGUUUUGACAACCCACAGACCAACCCCUCCCCUCCCUUUCCCCAUCUGAUACAGUGUUUGGAUAGGAGGGUACGGUGCUGCUCUAUGUAGCAAAUAUUUUGGCUUAUCAAAGAGGCAGCCAGGCAUUUUGCAUUAGGAAGAAUCAGUGAUCACUUUUCAGAAGACUUAUGGACCACAAAUAUAUUACGGAGGAACAGAUUUUGCUAAGACAUAAUCUAGUUUUAUAACUCAAUCAUGGAUCAACCAUAUGUAGCUAACUUGCAGUUUAAAGGGAUCCCAUCAAUGAAAAGAAAACAGCUUUUUAAAAACUGACUGCUUUUAGUUGAGAAAGUCAUCUCUUGUUAAACGGUUUAAACUUGCCCACCUUGAUCUUAAAAGCAUGUCAAACAAUCCAUGUCAGAUGCCAUAAAUAUGAACUGCAAGGGAAAAUGGUACAAUCUUAGUGAAUGCGAAUUGGAAUCAAAAGGGUUUGCUGUCCUUCUUAGAAUGUUCUAAAAUGUCAAGGCAGUUGCUUGUGUUUAACUGUGAACAAAUAAAAAUUUAUUGUUUUGCACUACUCUGCUGUGUUGGCAUGAAAUGACUCAGGGCUUUGGGAGCUUACAGGCAAAAGUAGGGGACUAGUCCAAAGGUGUAAAACCCAGGGGUCUGGAUUGGUGAACUUGGGUGGUGGCUUCUGGCUUUAGUCUCUCCAAGACCUUUUUGCUUUGGCAAAUCAUCUGGUAAACAGCCACAACUCCUACCUUUAUCUGCCUCGAAUUCAUGCCCUUUCCUAAAUGGUGGCAUGGUGGUAUGGGAGGAAGUGACUUGAGUCGUCUCUAUCAGAGAAACCCUUAAAACCAGGCAGGCUGCUUGGUUCUGCACUGCCACCACAUUUGCCUUCUGUGCAUGUUUGAGUUUCUAGGGGUUUGUCGUGUUGGUUUUAAUACAGUCCUUUGGAUGAAACCCCACUGACAUUUAAGUUGCCAAGAUUUUAACAACCCUGAGUCUUGCUAGUUACAUUUUGUGAAUGUGCCAAGGGGAAAAAGUGCAGCUACUAGAUACCACCUUACAUACGCUGUUCAAGUGUUUGGAAAGAAGCAGGAAACUACCUCUAAGCAAGUGAGAUCCACCCUGGCCUUAAGACGUCUCAGCUUGGGGAAGUACUGGGAAAGGACCGGUGAUAAAGCACUCUGUGUGCAAGCUCAUCUUCCACUGACUGCUUCUGCCUGGUUGCUCUUGAAAUCAGUAUUGCUGUGCCAUUUUAAUGGCAGAGGCAAGUUCCUCCCAGACCAUUGAGACAAAGACAUGGAGGUGGCAGUUUUUAAUUUGGAAAAUUUGGAUUUUGUCUCUUACUACACAAGGAGUUACUUGCCACCUUAGGAGAAAUGUUUAAAUGCUGGCCUUCUAUAGAUCUUUGGCACGAACCUCUUGGACGAACCUCUUGGACACAAACUCUUUCUGGAGAUGGUAUAUCUCUAUCUGGGGCCCUGGUGGUCAGCAGUUGGACUCUAGCAGCUGCUCCUUGGAAACCCUAUGGGGCAGUUCUACUCUGUCCUGU
This is a messenger RNA of Trichechus manatus latirostris (Florida manatee), 12868 nucleotides long. RefSeq names its product TSC complex subunit 1 (gene TSC1). The transcript has 22 exons. The record is from RefSeq and is a predicted model, not a curated record. Lineage: Eukaryota; Metazoa; Chordata; Mammalia; Sirenia; Trichechidae. Gene Ontology annotation, biological process: negative regulation of TOR signaling; negative regulation of cell population proliferation; regulation of cell cycle. Gene Ontology annotation, cellular component: TSC1-TSC2 complex. The coding region runs from base 3378 to 6860 and encodes 1160 amino acids.